AUGCUCCUGCCGGCCCACUUCCUGAUGCUGCUGCUACUGCCCAUAGGGGCCCCUGGAAUGGGUUUAUCCCACAAGUUCUCCAAAGCCCAGUCCAUCUUCUGCUGCAUCGACACAGCCCUGCCUGAGGCCAAGAAGAGCCAGCUGGAGGAUGCAUCCCUGCUGAGCAAAAGAGGCUUCCCCUACCUGCCCAGCCAAGACCCAUCCUCAGAAGAGGAUGAGGGGAGGGAGGAGGAGGAAAACAAGAAAAAAAGGACCUUCUCCAGCCCUGGGGAUGGCGGUAGAGCUGGAAGCCCCCCGUACAAAUACCUGUCCCAAGCACAACUCAGGGGGAGGAUGUACCAGGACAAGGCCAAGGGUGACCAGCGUACCAAGCUCACUCUGUCCCUUGAUGUCCCCACUAACAUCAUGAACAUCCUCUUCAACAUCGCCAAGGCCAAGAACUUGCGAGCCAAGGCAGCUGCCAAUGCUCAUCUGAUGGCACAGAUUGGACGGAAGAAGUAG
This is a messenger RNA of Phyllostomus hastatus (greater spear-nosed bat), 501 nucleotides long. It is a transcript of the gene UCN3, whose product is annotated as urocortin 3. Lineage: Eukaryota; Metazoa; Chordata; Mammalia; Chiroptera; Phyllostomidae. Gene Ontology annotation, molecular function: corticotropin-releasing hormone receptor 2 binding; hormone activity. The record is from RefSeq and is a predicted model, not a curated record. Bases 1 to 501 code for a protein of 166 amino acids. Gene Ontology annotation, cellular component: extracellular region. The transcript has a single exon. Gene Ontology annotation, biological process: hormone-mediated signaling pathway; cellular response to nutrient levels; digestion.